AUUUGGCUUCAGUAGAUUGUGCCGUGAAGAGGAGAAGAAGGACAGCAACGGCAGCGCAGCGAAGGGAGCAGCAGUGCGCUGGUGAAAAAAAAGACAGCGAAAGGAAAAAAAUAACAAUGAAAAGGACGCACGAACGCUUUGCAGUUCACCAGUAACUAAACUAGUCUUUUUAAAUUGAAGUCAAUGACGUAGAAUCGUCUACGCAAGUGCUUUAAAGGUUAGCAGCUGGCUAAAGCGAGACAGGGCUGUGUCAUUGAGAAGGCAGGACACGUCAAGACGAGGAAGGGAGAAAAAAUUAGACACUGCUGUCGGAUUAAAGAUCCCCACUCCAUAAUAUCAGAUCACCAGUCUAUUCGAGCUUCUGCGUUAGUUUGCGUGGUGGUAAUAUCUGGAACGAGUGUCUGCCCUCAGUCAUCGCUCGGAUCAGCUACUAAGGGCAUAGGAAGCAAGAAUAACUGUUGGGACCAAGUUAAACUGGAGAACAUAAAUGGGGGAUUACGGGUUUGGAGUCUUAGUGCAGAACAACACUGGCAACAAGUCUGCUUUCCCAGUUCGAAUCCACCCUCACCUGCAACCGCCACAUCACCACCCCAAUGCAACCGCCAGCCCCGCCGCUUUCAUAAACAGCACCCCGGCUGGGAAUGGCAGCAGCAGCGCUUCGACCUGGCUGUUCCCGGCAGCUGGAGGCCACAACAACAUGCAAGAUGAAAUUUUGGGCUCGGAUAAACCCAAAGUACAGCAGCAGGAGCUGCAGGAGACCCAAGACAAACAGCAGCAGCAGCAGCUCUCGCCUGGACAUCAGGAGAGCACCAUCAUCUCUGAACUGGAAAAGGCUCGUGCCGAAGAAGGUAAGGUGGAGAGUGGGUCGUCUGAAGGGACCAAUGGCAAAGAGAAGCUGCGUUUGGAGUCGCCAGUGCUGACAGCCUUUGACUAUCAGGAGCCCUCGGGACUGGGCACAGCAGCCCAGUCCAGCACCUCCUCCUCCCUGACCAGCUUCAACAACUGGUCGGCUGCUAUUCCCGCCACCCCCUCCACCAUUAUCAACGAGGACAUCAGCUUCUUCAACCCGGCCGCCUCGGCCAACAACGGCCCUCUUCUGUUCCAGAACUUCUCCCAUCACGUCAGCCCAGGCUUCGGUGGCAACUUCUCCCCUCAGAUUGGUCCCAUCUCCCAGCACCACCCACCCCACCCCCACUUCCAGCACCCUCACAGUCAGCACCAGCAGCAUCGUCGUUCUCCUGCCAGUCCUCAUCCACCACCGUUCCCCCACCGCAGCGCCCCCUUUGGCCAGCUGCCGCAUCUCUCCAACAACCUGAGCAAGCCUCCCUCACCAUGGGGCAGCUACCAGAGCCCCUCGCCCUCUCCUUCUUCAACAUCCUGGAGCCCAGGUGGGGGUUAUGGUGGUUGGGGCGGCUCUCAGGGCCGCGAGUACCGCCGAGGCUUGAACGGGGGCAUGACACCACUCAACUCCAUCUCUCCACUCAAGAAGACCUUUCCAAACAACCACAUGCCCCAGCAGAAAUACUCCCGCGCCAGUCCCGGCUUUAAUCCUAAAUCCUGGAUGGAUGACAGGAGCGAGAACAUCUUCCCAUUCCAGGAUCGUCCCCGCUCAUUCGAUGGCUUCAACAUGCAUUCUCUGGAGAACUCUCUGAUUGACAUCAUGAGGGCUGAGCAAGACACUCUGAAAGGUCGCCUCGGAUUCACCCAUCCAGGAGGAGACAGCCCCUUGCCCAUAAAUGCAAGGAAUUAUGGGAGGCGACGAGGACACUCUUCUCUGUUCCCGAUGGAAGAUGGCUUCCCGGAUGAAGAGCGGGCCGAUCAGAGCCUGCCAGGCCUCAGUUCCCCUCACUGCUUCCCACACCAGAAUGGAGAGCGGGUGGAGCGCUACUCUCGCAAAGUCUUUGUGGGUGGCCUUCCUCCUGACAUCGAUGAAGAUGAGAUAACUGCUAGUUUUCGCCGCUUUGGACACCUGUUUGUGGAUUGGCCUCACAAAGCAGAGAGCAAGUCAUACUUCCCCCCGAAAGGCUACGCUUUCCUCUUGUUUCAAGAUGAGAGCUCCGUUCAAGCCCUUAUCGAUGCCUGUAUUGAAGAGGACGGAAAACUCUACUUGUGUGUUUCCAGCCCCACCAUCAAAGACAAACCUGUCCAAAUUCGCCCAUGGAAUCUUAACGAUAGUGACUUUGUGAUGGAUGGAUCACAGCCGCUGGACCCCAGGAAGACCAUAUUUGUGGGUGGAGUGCCACGUCCACUGCGUGCAGUGGAGCUGGCGAUGAUCAUGGACAGGCUGUAUGGCGGUGUGUGCUACGCAGGCAUCGACACAGACCCAGAGCUGAAGUACCCCAAGGGCGCAGGGCGGGUCGCCUUCUCUAAUCAGCAGAGCUACAUUGCUGCUAUCAGUGCUCGUUUUGUACAACUGCAGCAUGGAGAAAUCGAUAAACGGGUGGAAGUGAAGCCAUACGUCCUGGAUGACCAGCUGUGUGAUGAAUGUCAGGGGACUCGCUGCGGAGGCAAGUUUGCUCCUUUCUUCUGCGCUAACGUGACCUGUCUCCAGUAUUACUGUGAAUAUUGCUGGGCGGCGAUCCACUCGCGCGCCGGCCGGGAGUUCCACAAGCCCCUGGUGAAGGAAGGCGGCGACAGACCUCGUCACAUCUCCUUCCGCUGGAACUAAAGCCGGCGGGACGGGAGGAGAAGAGCGGGAACGAGCAGGAGACGGGAGGAGCGUAGCCUAGGAGGAGUCGCAAAAUCAUCAUCUAAAUAAAUGCACUUUUCUGUUGCUGGUUCCUUUUUAGUUUAAUUUAAGAAGAAGAAAAAAAAGACAAACGACAAAAAAAUGGAUUUUAAUUUGUCAUUUAAUAUAUAUGAAAAAAAAGAAGAUUCAGGAAGAAAAAGAAAAUGUCUAAUCCAUCUCUCUAUUUUUUUAUAACUCCAUUCUAUUUAAUUUUUAAGUGCACAGAGAUGUGAAUAUAUUGAGUAUUAGUAUAAUUUGUCAGUAGGUAUCUGCAUGACUUUAGAAUUGGCUUUGUUUUCGUUUAACCUUGCGAUUUGGGAAGUAUUACGUCCUAUUUUAAUUUAACGGAAAAGGCGAAGGAGCAAACGCGAAUAGAGAGAAAAGGUGCGGGAAGAGUGCACUUAUUUCUUUACAGAUGUGUGGUUUAAGAUCUCAGUUGUUAACCAAAGCUUGGGAUUUAACGAAAACAGAUGAAGCGAAUUCUCUCGACGCUCUGUUUUUAUUUCGUGCGUGUGUAUACUUUAAGACCAUGCUAAUCUUUAAUGUUGACAACAACUGAUUCCACAACAGCUGUCUGGAUUUGAUCUCCAUGCAAGAAAACUAAUACCUCAAGCUUAGCUGCUAGUUUAAGUCGAAUAUAUAUUUAAAAACGACAAAAAAAAAAAUCAAGCUGGUCUAACCCGUUCCCCUCAGGACGGCAGAAAAAAAAGGAAGUGACAUCAGCAAACAGCACAUUGAGAAAACCUGCUCUGUCGCUUCCUGAUUAGAAUUGGAGAUUCAGCAUCCUCGUGGGGAAUGUACGUUGGUAAAGUUGCAGUAGUCUGCCUGCAAAGCUGGUUCGAACGCGAGGAACUUGAUUUCGUUUCUGGUCCUGCUUAGCGUCCGCGUUCUUUCAGGCUGUUAGCGGCAAGCCUUCGUUUUUUAAUUUUGUUUUGUUUUAGCAAUAUGUCUCGCCUUUCCCCAGAAGCCCCCCUCAAAAAGAGGUGUACGUACGAGCAGAACAGCUACUUGAAAGGGAGGAAGACAAUGAAGCUCCUGUACUGCAGCCGCAGUGUUGAAGUGUGAAGCAUAACUGAAGGUAGUCCAUGCAUCUCUCCUCCCCCCAACACUCACUUUCAGACAUUAGGGAACCAAAGAUGGCUGUUUUGGUAGCUAGUAAAACCAUGGACGUUUGCAGAUUUAAUUUUGCCCCCCCUUCGCCCAACCCCCAGUCCAUCCCAUUCGAUAUAUAAAGACCAGACGGGCUCCAGCAAACCAAAGAUUGGCCUUGAAUCCAUCAGUCCUAGUAACACUAGUGAAAACCCUCAAACGAAGAACACGCGCAUAAUUCGUCAGGUAACGGCCAAUUCUCGGAAAACCGAUUAGCGCUAACGUCAGGGAGUCAGUGAUCAGUUGAUACACUAGUGAGAAACUGCGUCACUCGAGCUGGUGGUGGUCGAACGUUUUCAAAGCGAAACACUUUUUGAAGAAUUUGCUGUUAACGCGAAACGAAAAACGAAAAAAAAAAAAGAUUAUUUUAUACAUGGCCUGCUGAUUUUUUGGUACAGUGUUUUCUAGCUAAAUUAUUUUGUCAUGCACAUAUAAACAUUUAUUAUGCACUACUUUUCUAAAUACGUUUUUUUUUUCGACAGUCAUUUUAGGCACAUUUUUCACGAAACGGAAAAAAAAAACUCCUUUUUGCAAUACCUCAAUUUUUCACAUUGUGAAAGGUAGCUUUUGUACUUUUGUUACUGAGAGAUCUGCAUAUAUGGAAACUUUCAUUUGAAGAGAAAAGUGAAUUUAAUAUAUCUUAUUUUCAAUUAUGCUUUUUAUACAUUUCAGUGCUGAGGAAUCUUUACAGCUAAAGCAGCACGCACUUGUGUUGACGCGACAAAUCUGCAGAGGAGAGAGAGCGCUCUUGUACACUAGAUUUCAAUUGGGAAAAAAAUGAUCUGACAGCAGCAUGGUAAGAACAACGUUGUCGUUCAUGUUAAGCAAAAGCUCGUCUUUUUGGUUUCCUCUCUCCAUAGCUGGAACUUAAACUAUAAUAUAAGGAGAAUGCUAAAUCCGGUCAGUUCACGAGAAUGGAUGUUUGAUGUUUAGAUAUUUUAACAUUUGAAAAUAAACAUAUAUACAUAUAUAUAUAUUCUUGAACUGCCAACUAGUUCCUAUUGUAACCCUUAGCAUGCAUGAUGAGAAGAGAAAAUAAGAAAAAAAAAAACGUACAUGAAUUAGCUCUUGAAAUUAAUCGUUGUGGUUGUGCACCAGAUGUUUCUAAAGCUUUGAUUUGAGGCCACCCCCACUACCUUGUUAUUAUUCUCUAUGCCUUUCCCCGUAAUCCAGUAUCGAUAGGAUGCACAGAGGAAAAAUACAGAUAUAUAUAUAUAUAGAUAUACAUAAGAAAACAACUAUUUGCAGUGCAGGACGAACGCAUCUUCUUUAGUACGCUGUGUCGAAAAGACUUGAGAACUUCAUCCCCACUGUCUGUUUGAAGUAAAUCCAAACCCGUUUGGAGGAAGGGGAACUUAAGACUUGAAUGUGGUAAAUAUGUUGCAAGUUAACGUCGAGUUGUUAUGUGCAAUACUUUUUUUGAACUUUUUUUCCAGAUAAAAAAAAGAAAAAACAAGACUCUUUGCAAUGUAAUUCUUUAAUGCCAUUUUUAAUUGCCGACAUUUAAAGAAGAUGUUAAUAUGUUUUUCACAGUCAUUUUCUACUGUUAUUGUAAUCCUUUUCAUGCUGGUGUUUGUAAAAAAGAAACGGAUAAAAAAAAACCCCGAAAUCAACCUAUUUGUACUAAUAUAAAUGAUCGAAGUUAUUUUUAAAACAUUAAAGGUUUUGUGCUCAUUUUGCUUAUUUUGUUUCUUUGGAGCUACUGUGAUUGAUCGCAUUGUAAUUAUUAGGUCAACGAUGUAUCUAGCUGUUUAUCGGUCUAUUUUUAAUUGGAAUGUAUAAUUAAUUUUUAUAAUUUUGAUCAGAUUUUUGUUAUAUUUUUGAGGUGAAGCUUUUAAUAUGUUAAAGUGUCUAGUUUUUACUAAUUGCUAUAUUGUGCUCCACAAUAUAUGGUUCACAUUUUCUGAAGGAAAAUAAAUAUUUAAAUAUCUGUCUGUUAACGAUGUUACUUAAUGGCGAAAAUUUCAAUAGUUUUUAACUGUGUAUGGGAAGGUUGUCGUAUUUAUUAAUAGCAUUUUUUUACUUAAGAUAUCACCUUAAUUUUUAUUGUCAUUUCACUUUAUAAGUUCCUAUUUUUGUAUUUUGCUUUCUAAUUAAGUUAUGUUAUACGAAAUGUUCAUAUUCUAGGAGUUGGUCUGUAAGUGCUAGUGAAACGAAAAGAAAAAUCUAAUGUUAUUUAAUUGUUUGCAGCCAACUAUUUAUAACAAUAUGCAUAAUUUUUAAAUAUUUGUAAUGUGAAAUGUUGAAUGAAUAAAACUUAACUGUGACAA
This is a messenger RNA of Danio rerio (zebrafish), 6147 nucleotides long. It is a transcript of the gene cpeb4b, whose product is annotated as cytoplasmic polyadenylation element binding protein 4b. NCBI's taxonomy places the organism in Eukaryota, Metazoa, Chordata, Actinopteri, Cypriniformes, Danionidae. The record is from RefSeq and is marked validated. Gene Ontology annotation, biological process: translation; regulation of translation. Gene Ontology annotation, molecular function: nucleic acid binding; mRNA 3'-UTR binding; translation regulator activity. Gene Ontology annotation, cellular component: cytoplasm.